AUGGCUCUGUCCCGAGCCGAGGAGCUCCUCUUCUCCCACCUGUCCAUCCUCGUCCCCCUCUUUGCGCCCUUUGCCGCCCUCGAAAGCCUCUUCAUGGCCAUAUUCCCCAUCGACCCUGAGACGCCCUUUCGCGUGUUCCCCCGCGCCGGCGAGUAUCCCGACUGCCCGGCCGGCGUGCCGCAUCUGCUUGCGCUGUUGGUGAUUAUGCGGAUCCCGCAGGCGGUCACACGCCGCAGCAGGGCUGGGGGGGAGGAGGAAGAAGAGGAGGAGGGGGGUGGUCUGGCGGUCCGGCCGCGGAUGCGUCGCGCCAAUGAUGGCGUGCUCGAAGAUGCUGGUGGCCGCGAUGAUGAUGUGAGGUGA
Molecule: messenger RNA, 360 nt
Organism: Beauveria bassiana ARSEF 2860
Lineage: Eukaryota; Fungi; Ascomycota; Sordariomycetes; Hypocreales; Cordycipitaceae
Exons: 2
Coding region: 1-360 (119 amino acids)
Source: RefSeq, a predicted model, not a curated record